AUGAAUAGUGCAACAAGUACUCCUCCUCCUACUGCUUCUUCAACUACUAUGAAUGAUGAUAAAAUAUCAGAUCAAUUAAUUAUUAAAGCACAAUUAGGUGAUGAUAUUCGUAAAAUGAUGAUACAUAAUGAAGAUUUAACAUUGAAUGAACUUGUUCUUAUGAUGGAACGUAUAUUUACUGGUAAAAUCUCCAAUUCUGAUGAAAUAACGAUUAAAUAUGUAGAUGAUGAUGGUGACAAAAUUACUUUACUAAAUGAUAGUGAUCUAACUGUUGCAUUACAUUUUCAUAAAUUUCUUCGUUUAUUCAUAUUUGUUAAUGGUGCUGAACAGACAAAUGUUAAUAAGAAUGACGAUUCAAUUAAUGCAAAUAUAUUUCGUACUGAAUUACAAGAAAUUCGUAAUUCAGUACAAAUGAUUCUUGAUCGACUUCAAAUGUCAACAAAUGACGUGUCAAGUACAACAGCAACAGCUUCUUCAUCACGUGAAUUGGAUUCACAUAAACAAGGACAACAAACUUCGACUAUGUCAGAUAAUAAUCAAGUGCAUUCAAAUCAUUUAGCUAAUAAUGAACAUCAAUCAGUUAAUACACAACAUCUAGAAUCAACAGAUAUAAAUAAAAUAUCACAAACACAAAUGCCACCAACAUCACAUUUUGUACCAUCGGGAUUUAAUAAUGAACAACAAACUAAAACAAAUAUAUUUGGUCCUCCGCCAACAACAUUUCCUGGUAUGCCACCUUUACCAAACAAUGCAAUUCCUCAAUUUCCUCCAACAACUAAUACUGCACCAUCACCUCAUAAUCAACCACCAACAUUUACUAGUCAACAAGCACCAGGACCUCCUCCUUCUCUUCAACAAAGUGGUUUUUAUAGUCAACAACAAGGUUUAUAUCAACAAAGACCAUCACAUCCAGGUUUUAAUACAAAUAAUACAUUUGCUUCCCAACAACCACCAGCAACAAUCAAUUCAUCAUUUAUUCAACAACCAUCAUUACCACCAAUGAAUUCUCAACAACCACAAGUACCACCGAUGAAUUCUCAACAACAAUACGGAGCUUAUCCUCCACAAAAUUCUUAUUAUAAUCCUGGUCAUCAACACUAA
Messenger RNA from Adineta steineri, 1101 nucleotides. Lineage: Eukaryota; Metazoa; Rotifera; Eurotatoria; Adinetida; Adinetidae. The record is from the annotation of a GenBank genome assembly.